Messenger RNA from Pimephales promelas (fathead minnow), 10506 nucleotides. Lineage: Eukaryota; Metazoa; Chordata; Actinopteri; Cypriniformes; Leuciscidae. The record is from RefSeq and is a predicted model, not a curated record.
GGCGGUGGAGACGGUUCAUCAGGCUCCGACACGCUGUCAGAAGGCGAGGCGCGAGCCGAGACGAAUGAGCCCGAAUUACAAUUUGAGGAAUUUCAAUGUCACUCCUCAGAUUUUGUAGCUCUUGACGAAAAAGUGAAGGGAAAUGAUUCCGCUGAAUGCUGCGACGAGAUAAAAGCAAGAGAUGGGGAUGACCAAGAUGAAGGAGAAAACGAAGGGGACAGUGACGAGGACGAAAUGCCGGAUAACAUCCUCUACCCCCCCUCCAUGCCAUUCCGCAAGUCCAGCAACCCAGAGAUAUCUCACGGCUCCAGUUUAGCGCUGAAAUUUAAACGACAACUCAGUGAAGAUGGCAAGCAGCUCCGGAGAGGAAGCCUAGGGGGCGCUCUUACAGGGAAGUACCUGCUGCCAUACGCUUCAACCCAGCAGGCAUGGUCAGCCACGGGCUCAGAGACCACCAACUUGGUGCGCAUGCGCUCCCAGACCCUAGGAAAAUCUGCGCCCUCUCUCACUGCCAGCCUGAAAGAGCUCAGCCUUCCCAGACGAGGAAGUGUCUGCAGAACAAGCAACAGAAAAAGUCUUAUAGGGAGUGGACAGUCAUCAGCCCUUCCUCGACCUCACUCACCUCUGUCAUCACACACAGGCACCAGUCCACAAGACAGCCCUAGAAACUUCUCCCCUAGUGCUUCAGCUCAUUUUUCCUUCACACGCAGAACUGAUGGGCGACGCUGGUCCUUGGCAUCGCUUCCCUCCUCUGGCUAUGGAACAAACACACCCAGCUCCACCGUCUCUUCGUCCUGUUCAUCACAGGAGAAGCUCCAUCAGCUGCCUUUCCAGCCCACACCAGAUGAGCUCCAUUUCCUGUCCAAGCAUUUCUACACAGAGAGCAUUGUUGGAGACGACCACAGAAGAGUCACACCUAUGCGACCACGCUCACGCAGUCUCAGUCCUGGAAGAUCCCCAUCAUGCUGUGACCAUGAGAUUAUCAUGAUGAAUCAUGUGUACAAAGAAAGAUUUCCCAAGGCCACAGCUCAGAUGGAGGAGCGCAUCAAGGAGAUCAUCCACAGCAACUCCCCUGAAAACGUCUUGCCUCUGGCUGAUGGCGUCCUCAGCUUCGCUCACCACCAGAUCAUUGAGCUGGCCAGAGACUGCCUUGAAAAAUCCCGUCUUGGUCUCAUUACCUCACGAUACUUCUGUGAGCUCACAGAUAAACUGGAAAGGCUCUUUCAGGAGUCGACUGAGCGAUCAGAGAGUGCAGAGGUGACCUUCAUCAAGGAGCUGGUAAAGAAGAUUCUCAUCGUCAUUGCCAGGCCUGCGCGACUCCUUGAAUGUCUGGAGUUUGACCCUGAAGAGUUCUAUCAUCUCCUGGAGGCUGCAGAGGGUCAUGCUAAAGAGGGCCAAGGCAUCAAGACCGAUAUCCCACGAUACAUUAUCAGCCAACUUGGUCUGACAAGGGACCCACUUGAGGAAAUUGCCCAGUUAACUAGCUACGACAGUGGGAUUGCAGAAACCCCUGAGACGGACGAGUCUGUCAGUUCCCACAGUUUGAGUGCAGCACUACGGUCCCGGCGCAAACCCUGUGAGCUCGACUUUGAGAUGAUCAAACUGAUCAGUAAUGGGGCUUAUGGUGCGGUGUAUUUAGUGAGACACAAAGAAACGAAACAACGCUUUGCCAUGAAGAAGAUCAACAAGCAGAACCUGAUGCUCAGGAACCAGAUCCAGCAGGCCUUUGUGGAGAGAGACAUCCUGACCUUUGCUGAAAACCCUUUUGUGGUCAGCAUGUACUGCUCCUUUGAGACACGCAGACAUCUAUGCAUGGUUAUGGAGUAUGUUGAAGGAGGGGAUUGUGCUACAUUGCUUAAGAAUAUGGGUCCUCUCCCUGUGGACAUGGCCAGAAUGUACUUUGCUGAGACUGUGUUAGCCCUGGAAUAUCUCCACAACUAUGGAAUCGUCCAUCGAGAUCUCAAACCAGACAAUUUGUUGGUCACUUCAAUGGGACACAUCAAGCUGACAGACUUUGGCCUAUCGAAAGUUGGUCUGAUGAACAUGACCACUAACCUCUAUGAGGGUCACAUCGAGAAGGAUGCUAGAGAGUUCUCUGAUAAACAGGUGUGUGGGACUCCUGAAUACAUUGCUCCAGAAGUGAUCCUAAGGCAAGGCUAUGGGAAGCCUGUGGAUUGGUGGGCAAUGGGUAUCAUCCUUUAUGAGUUUCUGGUGGGCUGUGUACCAUUCUUUGGAGACACUCCAGAAGAGCUGUUCGGCCAGGUCAUCAGCGAUGAAAUAAACUGGCCGGAGGGAGAGGAAGCUCCACCAGCUGAUUCUCAGGAGCUGAUCACCCUACUGCUCAGACAGAACCCUCUGGAGCGCCUCGGCACUGCAGGUGGGGCGUAUGAGGUCAAGCACCACCAGUUCUUUCACAGUCUGGACUGGAACAGCCUGCUGAGGCAGAAGGCAGAGUUCAUCCCCCAGCUGGAGUCUGAGGAUGACACUAGCUACUUUGACACACGAUCUGAUAGGUACCAUCACUUAGAAACUGAGGAGGAGGACGAUACAAAUGAUGAAGACUUUAAUGUGGAACUACGGCAGUUUUCCUCAUCUUCACACCGAUUCUCUAAAGUGUACAGUAGUCUGGAUCUGUCUCGAGGACAGCUGGAGGAGAAAGGAGAACAGACAGAGAAGACAACAGACAGUCCUCUCACUGUUGACUCACUGAGCUGGACUCCAGACUUCACUGAGAUCCCCUCUCUCUCUCAUUCUUCUGACACUGAGAGCACCAGCUUGAGCAGAUGCUCUGGUCUUCUCCCUAAAUUUGCAAUCUCAGCAGAAGUGGAGGAUGGUGAGGGCUCCCUCUCUCUGGAAGACCCCAGUAAAGUGACCUUCAGUAUUGGGGAGUUGCCUCAGGAUGAGCCAGAUCCCACCACACCCUGUAGCACCAUGAGUAACUCCACACUCUCAGGCAGUUUCUCCGAGCACCUGGAUCAGAUGCCGUCACAGGGAGGUGGAGGGGAGAGUCUGGACGGCUCCUGUAAGCCCUCCUCAGACACAGGCUUCUUCCUGACUGCUUCCAAACCUGAGACAGCAGACAAACAGUUUGCAGUCAGCAAAGUGCCAAAAUCAGUAUCUACCAGUGCCCUGUCACUCAUGAUCCCUGGAGAUGUUUUUGGUGUGUCACCAUUAGCAAGCCCCAUUUCUCCAUACUCACUGUCAUCAGACCCAUCCUCUAGAGACUCAUCCCCCAGCCGCGAUUCUCCACUUAGCAGUGUCAGCAGUCGUCAGCCAAUCAUCAUACACAGCUCAGGGAAGAAGUUUGGCUUCACUCUGCGGGCGAUUCGGGUCUACGCUUGUGACAGUGAUGUUUAUACAGUUUAUCACAUGGUCUGGAAUUUAGAAGAUGGUGGUCCUGCUCACAUGGCUGGUCUUAAGGCUGGAGACCUGAUCACUCAUGUGAAUGGAGAAACAGUUCACGGGCUGCUUCACACUGAGGUGGUGGAACUACUGCUGAAGAGUGGAAGUAAAGUAGCUAUAUCCACGACCCCUUUUGAAAACACUUCUAUCAAAACUGGUCCAGCUCGAAGAAAUAGUUACAGAAGCAAAAUGGUGAGAAGAACCAAGAAACCCAAGAAAGAGAAAACCCAAGAAAGUCACGCUUUUUUCCUCUCCAGGCGGCGUUCUGUAUUCAAACGCUUUGCCAUGCAGCCCUCUCCACUUUUACACACCAGCCGCAGUUUCUCCUCGCUGAACCGCUCUCUGUCUUCAGGAGAGAGUCUACCUGGAUCUCCCACACACAGCCUCUCACCACGCUCCCCAACAGCUGCCUUUCGUGCAACACCUGAUUUUAGCCAAUCAGGUGGAACUUCAUCACAGAGUAGCUCCCCCAGCUCCAGUGCACCUAACUCACCUGCAGGCUCUGGCCACAUCCGACCCAGCACUCUGCAUGGCCUGGGUCCCAAACUACCUGGACGGCUCCGUCAGGGCCGACGUAAAUCAGCAGGGAGCAUUCCCCUCUCACCAUUAGCUCGCACACCCUCCCCUACCCCUCAGCCUCAGCCAACCUCUCCUCAGCGGUCCCCAUCUCCCUUGCUGACCCACACUGUGGGAAGCUCCAAAUCUUCUCAGGCCUUCCCUACCAAAAUGCACUCACCCCCCACUAUUGUACGCCAUAUGGUUCGACCGAAAAGUGCAGAGCCUCCUCGGUCUCCACUCCUGAAGCGGGUCCAAUCCGAGGAGAAGCUCUCCCCUUCUUAUGCUGGUGACAAAAAACAUUUAUGCACCCGAAAGCACAGUUUGGAGGUCACCCAAGAGGAGUCUCAAGGGGAGGCCUCAUCUAGAGGGGAGUAUACUCAACCAUGCAUAGAGGACAGCACUUCUUGUGAGCCACCCACCAUUACUCGGGUGAGACCUGCUGAGCAGGGUUGCCUAAAGCGGGCUGUCACUCGUAAAGUUGGCCGCCAGGAGUCAGUAGAGGAGCUAGAUAGGGAGAAGCUAAAGGCCAAAGUGGUGGUAAAGAGGCAGGACUGGGCUGAGAGACGGGAGUCUACUCAAAAACAAGACAUUAUGCAAGAUGUGGAAGGUGCUGCUGCUGAAGAAAAGGACUGGGGUAUCCUAACACGUCCCAGUGCGAGAACCCAGGUUCCCGAAUCUGCAUCCUUGGACAAGUCUACGAAUGCUACUUUAAAGGAUGUCCUCUACAAAAAACUAAACCCAAGAGUCUGUGAGAGCAUAGCAGAGUCUGUCGCCAGUGGGGACUGUGUAUCACUUUUAAGUGAGAAUAUGAGAUCACCAUGUCAAUCAGAGCGACAAAUGUCUUGGUCAAUGAAGGAAGGUAAUAAACCAGAGAGGUUAGAUUUCAAAGCCUCCAACAUGGAGUUUGCCAGAAAGAGGCAGUCCUUUGAGGAGAGGGAGGACUCUUUGUGUCGAAUAUCUUCUGGUGUUCAUGAAAGCAUUCAUUUCAACACCACUAGGUCCAAAAGUCUUCAGCUGGAUUCUGCGUUGGCUUUAGAACAUGUUAAAGGGGGCAUGUGCACCAUCCAUGGCACUUCUGAAACUUUGACCCCUAAGCAUUUUAGUGGGAGAGGGGAGAGUGCAGUAGAAAAACUUCAGAUGAUUGCCUCUGAUGGCCCUAUCAGGAAGACCUCCUCAGAGUACAAAUUGGAGGGACGGCUUGUCUCCUCCUUAAAGCCACUAGAGGGCACCUUGGACAUUGGUCUGCUAUCUGGACCUCGUGUAUCCAAGACUGACACAUGUCUAUCCAAAAUGGCAGAAAGUCAUGGUGAAAGUGCUUUAUUAGCAGAGGAUCUAUGUGUAAAACUGCCAAUUCAACAGAAAACCGCAGAAAAACAGAAAGGUUCACAGGCAGGGGUGCCCGGGGCGCUUAGCCAUAAAGACAAUGUGUAUUUGAGCAGUAAAACCAUUACAAAAGAAGAGCCCUUUGCCAAUAAGGACUGUAGAAUAAAUCCAUCUUGUAAUGAGGCCCUGCAUGAUAGAAAUAAAAUUGAUGGAGUGAAGUUGCAGAUUACAAACAGUAAACUAGAGUCCAUAGACACAAUUGUAAGAUCUGAGAGUAGGCUAAAGACAGCUCAGGAGAUGAGGGCUGCACGACACAGCGCUCACUUUGCAUGUGGGAAAACGCCCUCCAUCAGGGAAGUCAGCAAUGAAGACCAGGAUGAUGACAUGGAAAAUAUAAAGGAGACCUCUCCAAAGCAAAAUGAAACUCAGCAGAUUCAACCAGUCCUUACUAAAGCCAAUGAACCAGACAAGUCCCUAGGGUCUUCUGCUGUUAUUGCCCAUCUCAACUCUAUCCAGCAAACCCAAGAAGCAGAUUCUGGCAAAAAUAUUAGUAGGUUGAGUGAGACACCAACCUGUUUUCCAAGUUCAGCAUUGUCUGAGAAGAAUGUCAUAAAUAAUGACAAACCAGCCGAUAUAACACACACUUCAGUGAUAAAACAGAUCCAUCCAUCAAAAGAUGUUACAGACAACACAGUUGCGAUAUCAAGCCCAACCGUGGCUGCAACCAAGACUCUAAUAGAUAGAAAGAAUAAGGCUGGUAGCAUCAAAGACUUUUCUGACCCCAAUCCAGAGUGUCUUCAAGAUUUGAAGGAAAGCAAAUUAUCUACCAGAGUAAAAAGUUUAGACAAAAGCGCAGAGUCUGCAAUCAGAGACCGAACUGGUUGUACGCCAACCUCAGCCGCUGACUCAAGGCAGGAUAAAUCCGAGAUAUGUGUCAAAGAAACAGUAUCUACCCCGGAGAGUCUAUCUUUAGCUUCUUCAGUCACAAUUUCCAUGGUCUCUUCUGUCUCACCAAUAGCAGAUACACCUGAGGCCCCUAUUAUUAAAAGUUCAUUGUCUCCCAAGCCUACCUUUCAAAGAAAAGCCACUCCGUCCACAAUUGCCGCCCCACUGAAGACCAUGCAUGCUACUGAUUCAAAAUCCCAGGCCUGUGCAAUCACCACCCCACAAUUUUCUGGCUUGGCUGAAGUAAAAACUACCACCAUCCAACCUCUACAGUCUGAUCAGACGUGUGCUAAAAAUGGACAAACAGCAAGUAAUUCUGAUCAACUCUCCAAACAAAUCUCAGACAGAGAACAAAAUUCUGAUGUGUCAAGUGGUAGCAGAGAAUUUCAUGUGCAAACCCAUCAGUCUCAACUGGCCUCAAACAAAUAUCAACAUGCAGACAAGGUAAAAACGAAGGAGGCAAGUAGCCAAUUACAUUUUACAGUAAAGGAACCUAAAACCCUGCCAGCAUGUGGAGACAAAAUGGACGUGAGUUCUAAAAUAGCCCUUAAAAAGGACUUCAAAUGCAGUGUGACUGAAAAGAUUACCUGUGUCCCUAACCCUAACUCUUCAGGCCAAGAUGAAGUUUCAAAAAACUGUGAAAAGCUAGAAGCCAUCUUCAAAAGCCAAGUAAACAUGAAUAUCACAUCAAAGGACACAGGUGCAAGCCCACCAAAGACUAGAAGUUCUGACACUUCAACAAAAGACUCUGUGCAUGUGCAAUCCACAAUGGCAAUGGAAGAAAAGCAGAAAUUCAAGAGUGUUCUUGGCAUAGACACCCAGAAGGUUGAUAAGCAAGUUAUGGACAUGUCCACGACAGAGACAAUUCCAGCACUGACUGCAAUAAAACAGACGCAACCUUUGGGCGGUGCUAUAUUAAAGCAGACACCUUUGAGUUCCAAAAACAAGCCCAGAGUAGACUCUCCACUUGUCACACAAUCUAUUGGGAAGGCUGUUGAAGAUAAGGGAAAGCAGGAAAACAGAGCACAGCUACAGCCCAUUGUCAAGGACAAUAUGGUAAAUCCAAAGGAUCCAAGAGUGUCCGUCUUGUCUACGUCUAAAUCCAAGCCUCAGAAAGAGACCCCAGUGUUGCCAGUACCCGCUGUUAAAAUACAUGUGUCUUGUGGGCUUACUUCUGGUAAGGGCAGCGCUGCUGCAGUUGAGACAUUUGGACCUUCCUCAAUGGAACAAGUAAAGUCCAGAAUUGAUGCUCCAAGAUCAGAGUCUCUUAAGGGUUCCAGCACAAGUGAUCCCAUUGGGAAGACUAUAACUGCUAUAUCCAGUCCUGACCCUAAACAUGGCGCCAGUGAGACAAAGGUGUCUGACAAACAGAUUUCAUCCAACCGAAAAGAGCAAGUAGAAAAGAAGAGAAAGGAAGCCACUCAAGAUGUAUUGUCCGCACCCAAAAAUAAUCGUAAAGACUCAUCAAGAGGCAUGCCUUUGGCUAAGGAUAGUACUACUCUUGAAAAAGAUUCAGUCCGUUCUAAACAAACAAAGGAUCCACCACGUGGUUCAACUUGUAAAAAGUGACGUAUUGUAUUGUAGUUGCCGAGCGUAUUGAAUUUUAAAAGAACCAAGGAUGUAAACUUAAUUUUUGUCUAUAUGUAAUAUCUUUAAGCCUUCCUAUCUGAGGACCGGUAAAGCUGUUACUUUAGGUUUUCACGCGAAACCAGAGAAAUUAAUUUGUUUGUUUGUUUUGUGAUCUAUAAUGCUUUGUUAAUAUUAUGUCUAAAAAAAGUGUAGUCUGAAUGUUGACAUGUUUUGCUGCUGAUUUGUGGUCACGUUUUAGAUCUCGCAAAAGCGCCAAAAGUAGACAUUGUGUUGUGUUGCAGUGUGAUGUAACAAGCGGCGUGUGCAAUAACUGUGGAGGCGGAGUAUGGAUGCCUUUUUUAAGGCUUAAAUGAACUGUGCCAAUCAUUGUGUAUAAUUAUACCAAACAAAAAGCACCUUGAAUUUAGAGCUGAAGGUGCAUGUUAACUGACUGUGUAAAAAGAAAAAAAAAGGCUUCACGCUCAUUCAAGCUAGCGUUACGUAUUUUACUGGUUUUUGAUGUAUUUAAAAACCACUAGGAAAGUAUAUGUAGCAAUGGUGCUAUUAAUAUGGCUUACACUCUGCAAGUUGAACAGAUCACUACAAUUUAUUUUCUAUAUUUUUUUUUUUUUUUUUUUUUUUUUGACCUUAUCAGCGAAAUCUUGUUUUGGGUAGUGGUGCACAGAGGGAACGCACUUUGUCCUGUGCUUCUCACCUGGAACUAUUUUAUAUUGGAAUCAUCUUGUGGUUCUGGAAUCGAAGUGGAAGGGGCCUUAGAGUUUUUGGGGGAAAUAUGACUUGCUGUUCUUAGCAGGUCAUGGUGAAAUUCACAUUCCUUUCCCAUGCAUUUCUACGAAUUAAUUUUUAUGCAAUCAAUAUAUUGUAAAUACAGCAGCAUUAAUUGUACAGAGCGGUCAGUUGAAAAUGAGUGUUGUAUGUUUUAUAUGUAUAUAUUUUGCUAUGUCAUAUGUUUGUAUACUGUACUCAAUGUUAGUCGCUAGUGAUGUCAUCUGCUCAGUAAUUGCGCUGAUAUUGAGUCUAAACUAGCAGAAGUCUCAAUCUGAAACAAAGUGUACUUGAAGUUGCACUAAGGAAUGUUGAGGUUAACCACAUGCAUUUUCAGAUACGUGUUUUAAGUGACGCAGCAGAGUUGUUCUCUUAAUGUUCGUAAUUGAUGCUGAUUGAAGUCAUGCAUUUACAUUAAAGAGGGACAGGGGCAGAUGCAGAACAUUAUAUAAAAGGCAAGUUUCAGAAACUAAAGGAUUACUCCAUUAUUAAGGUUUGCUACUAUGUAGAUUAUAUACACUCUGUUUUUCAAAAAAUGAAAAAUGUCAAGCUUUUAGGGCUAAAAUUUCCCAUUUGGCAUUCAAGAACAUGAUGUACUUCCCCUGGUUUGGUUAAAAGGGCUUAUACAGGGAUAAUCAAAACAUGGCAUUGUGGUAUGUCAGAGCUUGUGGUAAAAUGUCCAAUCAGUUUCUAACAUAUUCAUAUGCAAAGUAAAACCCUUAAAAAUGGGGAUUGUAUACGACUGAACUAAAUGCAUUUGUGCUGUUAACAUCUCAUGCAGUAGAACUGAUUAGUGCAUUUCCUUAGAGACUUUUUUAAAGCUCUCUUUACAUUUUCUUUAUUACCAAACAUUUAAAAGCAUAUUUGUCAUUAGUCACAUUUGAUUUGAUCUUUAGGCAGUUGCAUAAUGACUACUGAAGGUUAGUAUCAGAAAAGAGGAGUGGGUGAAUCAUUGUGUCUUUUGAUAUUUGGUCUUAACUUUAAACCAGCUGUAGCUAACGUACCAACUUAAAGCAAAGCAACUGUAUAUCUAAGUCCAUUUUAGUAUACUUGUAUUGUGAAACAUCUAUUACAGUAUGAUAUUAAAGUAUUUGCAAUUAAUCUUUUAUGUAAACAGAGCAUAUAUACAAUAUAUAUUGGCUGGACACACAAAUGUGCAUAAUUACCUUAAUAACGGAAUACACCAUGUAAAGAGAAUUUAAUAAUGUAGCCAAUUCGAAGUUGAUUGUAGAGAUUUUAAACCACAUUAGCACACUGAAGUUUCUGUUCCUCAUAGACUUUACAAAAGUAGUCUAGGAGGUCUGCAGAGAUGCAAGGCACCUUAAGAUUAAAAACCAACGCUUAUUGGGAUUUUGAGGAUAACAUAAUAUUAACUUUAAUGAUAUAAUUUGAAUGUUUUAUAGGACAUAUGCAUUGUCUGUUUUCAAAUAUCAUUUAUUUUCUUUAUCCCCCUUCCUGUCGUGAAAAUUAAUGGUUGAAUAAUUAAAGAAGCACAUUAAAUGCUUGUUUACAACUACUUCAUGGAUGUAUAUUUUGUACAUUUGUGUUAUUUGCCAAAUUAAUGUGCUACAUCACAGGCAGUUAUGCUGUGAUGGACGUGUGUGUGUGUGAGUUCCUCAUAGCGGACACUUGCUGUUGAAGACCGUCAGUGUGGUAGCCUAAUUGUUUGUUGUCUCUCCAGUUCAGUAUGUUCUUGCUUGUUUCUUGGAGUUUUCUUUCCUCUCUCUAUGUGUGAAAACAGUGUUUAUGUAGAUGACUCUGCUUAUCAUUGUCUUUUAGGAUCUGUGCAAUAAGAUGUGGUUUUGAGUUUUGUACAUCACCCACAGAAAGCUCUAUGGAUGUCAUAGAUGUUGUACACUAUAGAAAUAUUUAUACUUCUAAAGUUGUAAAAUACUGAAAAUAAAAAGGCAUGACAAAAUUACA